AGCACUUAGAAAAUGAAGCCAUCAAGAACAAACUUUCAGACAUGAAAAGAUAUAAUAACUUCAAAAAUAUGACAAUUGUACCACCCAACAAAGUAGUUAAAGUUGAUACACGUAAGCAGUUUUUACCUGUCGGUAGAAAUCGUAAACUCUCUCCUCUAUUUGACGAUAAGGAUGAAGGAGUUGAGUUGGUAACUUUGCUGGCAAAGGACAGAAAAUAUCCUUAUAGAAUACCUUUAUGUAGUUCCGAUGUUACGUCAGAGAAGAAAAUGGGAGGAACUUGCCUUUGGAAUAGACAAGGCUCUGCCUACUUGAAGGAUCUUGCUGCACAAAUGAUUCGUAAAAGACAACUGAUGAAGGAACUGCAAGACAAGGAAUUUGACAGCAGUCGGCGCCACUUUUCAACAUGGGAUGGAUUUUGGGGUAGACCAGGUCAUGGAGCACCUUUGCCAGAAAUCAGAAAACGUUGUUUAGAUCAAAUGCUAUACCCGAAAAUGGCACCGAUUGGAGUUCAUUAGUGGAAAAUCUAGUCCAAUUAAUCAAAAGUUUUUGUAA
This is a messenger RNA of Leptinotarsa decemlineata (Colorado potato beetle), 552 nucleotides long. RefSeq lists its product as uncharacterized. Lineage: Eukaryota; Metazoa; Arthropoda; Insecta; Coleoptera; Chrysomelidae. The record is from RefSeq and is a predicted model, not a curated record.